CUGAAUUAAUCAGCAGACUGGUGCUUCACUCUGCUGCUUCUGUCUCAUUCUCUGCAGCGCUGGGCUCUGCACAAUCUUGCUCCCUCUCCCUCUCCCUCUUUGCUCUGUCAUUUUUGGAGAGCAGCAGCAGUGCAAGUUGCUGGGGAAGUGGUGCAGGAAUUUAGCCCAGAUGCUCUUCAAACAGGCUGAUCUCUGGAUCCCCCACCAAGGCAAAUGUCGCAAAGAUGAGAUGACCUCAAGUUUGGGCCUUACCACAAAGAAAGCCCUCACGAUCCUGAGAGACCAAUUGUCAGCUCUGCUGGAGGGGCAUCAGAAGGAACGGAAAAAAGGGUCUUCAUGGAAGGAGGUGUGGAGGAGCAGUUUCCUGUACCAUGGCAACCGCUGCUCCUGCUUCCACUGGCCUGGUGCAUCUCUGAUGCUGCUGGCAGUGCUGUUGCUGCUGUGCUGCUAUGGGAGCCAGCCACAGGGGAGCCAAGGUGCUGAGAUAGUCAAUGCACUGGCACUCUUCCUCCUGCUCCUCUUGGAUCUCCUCAUGAUCGGGCGUCAAGAGAGGCUGAAGUGCAGAGAGGUGGAGAGGAGGCUUCAGACCAUCGUUGAUAAGAUAAAUGAUACACUUGGCAAAGAGGUGAAAUGGCCAGACUCCAUGUACCCUGACCUUCACAUGCCUUAUGCCCCAUCCUGGUCCCUUCACUGGGCCUACAGGGAUGGGCAUCUUGUCAACCUGCCCGUGAGCCUCUUGGUAGAAGGAGAUGUUGUGGCUUUGAGGCCAGGCCAGGAAUCAUUUGCUUCUCUGAGAGGGAUUAAGGAUGAUGAGCACAUAGUUCUGGAGCCUGGAGAUCUAUUUCCACCCUUCUCACCCCCUCCCUCCCCAAGGGGAGAAGUGAAGAAGGGACCUCAGAAUCCUCAGAUCUAUCGUCUCUUCCGUGUGUUGAAGACCCCAAUAAUUGAUAAUGUCAGGUGGUGCCUGGAAAUGGCUCUGUCACGGCCUGUGACAGCCCUGGAUAAUGAGAGGUUCACUGUACAGUCAGUGAUGCUGAAAUACGCUGUCCCUAUCGUGCUGGCUGGAUUCCUGAUUACAAAUGCUGUGCGCUUCAUUUUCCAAGCUCCUGGAAUUGCUUCCUGGCAGUACACUCUUCUUCAGCUGCAGGUGAAUGGUGUCUUACCCAUCCUUCCGUUGCUCUUUCCUGUCCUGUGGAUUCUUGCUACAGCCUUUGGAGAAGCCAGAGUGUUGGCUCAGAUGAGCAAGGCCUCCUCCACCUCACUGCUUGCUAAGUUUUCAGAGGACACUCUCAGCAGCUACACAGAGAUGGUAUCUUCUCAGGAAAUGAUACGCUGUAUCUGGAGCCACUUCCUCUGUGUUUUAAAAGGCAAAUCCCCAACUCUGAGCUUCACUUCCAGCUUGCUCCACAGUCUGGGAUCUGUCACUGUGCUCUGCUGUGUAGACAAGCAGGGGAUUCUUUCCUGGCCAAACCCCAGUCCAGAGACUGUUCUGUUCUUCAGUGGGAAGGUGGAACCACCUCAUGACAGCCACGAAGACCUGACUGAUGAGCUUUCCACACGGUCCUUCUGCCAUCCUGAGAUGGAAGAUGAGCCCCAUGAAAGAGAUGCUUUGCUCUCUGGCCCCCUGGCAGACACAGUGCACAUGGCCAAUGAACAGGAGAGGAACAACUGGUCUGGUGAUGCUCCAAAGGCUCCUGAGGCCUCUGCCCACCGAAAGCCAAACAGCAGAAGCAAACAUCCCUCUGGAUCCAAUGUGAGCUUUAGCAAGGACACAGAGGGUGGAGAGGAGGAACAUACUCAGGUUGUUGGGGACAGCGAGGUGUUGGCUUGUGAGGCUGAAGACUUUGUGUGUGACUACCACCUGGAGAUGCUCAGCCUGUCCCAAGACCAGCAGAACCCCUCCUGCAUCCAGUUUGAUGACUCCAACUGGCACAUGCACCUGAAUUCCCUCAAGCCUCUGGGCCUGAACGUGCUGCUCAACCUGUGCAACGCCGGCGUGACUGAGCGGCUGUGCCGCUUCUCCGACCACCUCUGCAACAUCGCCCUGCAGGAGACUCACAAUGCUGUGCUGCCUGUCCAUGUGCCCUGGGGCCUCUGUGAGCUUGCCAGGCUGAUAGGUUUCACACCAGGUGCUAAAGAUCUUUUCAAGCAGGAGAACUAUUUGGCUUUGUACCGCUUGCCAAGUGAUGAGAUGGUGAAGGAAACCAUCCUGGGGAAGCUUUCAUCCAUCACCAAGAGGAGACCCCCCCUGAGCCACAUGAUUAAUCUGUUUGUGAAGGACACCACUACCAGCACUGAGCAGAUGUUUUCUCAUGGGACAGCUGACAUCAUCCUUGAGGCCUGCACUGACUUUUGGGAUGGUACAGAUAUCUACCCCCUCUCUGGCUCUGACAGGAAGAAGGUGCUGGAUUUCUACCAGCGAGCCUGCCUGUCAGGGUACUGCUCUGCCUUUGCAUACAAGCCGAUGCACUGUGCCUUGUCCUCCCAGCUCAAUGGCAAGUGCAUCGAGCUGCUGCAGGUGCCGGGGCAGAGCGCGAUCUUCACCUGCUGCGACCUCCCCGGGACCACUCCCAUCAAACAGAGCAGCCGCAGGAACAGCUGGAGCUCAGAUGAAGGGAUUGGGGAAGUGAUGGAGAAGGAAGACUGUAUCCAGGCUCUGAGUGGACAGAUCUUCAUGGGAAUGGUCUCAUCUCAGUAUCAGGCCCGCCUUGACAUUGUCCGCCUCAUUGAUGGAUUGGUCAAUGCCUGCAUUCGUUUUGUCUACUUCUCCCUGGAAGAUGAGCUCAAAAGCAAGGUGUUUGCUGAGAAAAUGGGUCUAGAGACUGGCUGGAAUUGCCACAUAUCCUUAACACCCAAUGGUGAUGUGCCUGGCUCAGAGAUCCCCCCAUCCAGCCCCAGCCAUGCUGGCUCCCUGCACGAUGACCUCCAUCAGGUUUCCCGAGAUGAUGUGGAGGGGCUUCUGCUGAUGGAAGAGGAGGGGCACUCGGAUCUCAUCAGCUUCCAGCCAACAGACAGUGAUAUCCCCAGCUUCCUGGAGGACUGUAACAGGGCCAAACUCCCCCGGGGGAUCCACCAGGUGAGACCUCACCUCCAGAACAUUGACAACGUGCCUUUGCUGGUGCCCCUGUUCACAGACUGCACCCCAGAGACCAUGUGUGAGAUGAUUAAGAUCAUGCAAGAGUAUGGGGAGGUGACCUGCUGUCUGGGAAGCUCUGCCAACCUUCGGAACAGCUGCCUCUUUCUGCAGAGUGAUAUCAGUAUAGCCCUGGACCCUCUCUACCCAUCCCGCUGCUCCUGGGAGACCUUUGGCUAUGCCACCAGCACCACUCUGAGCAAUGGCUCUGAGGAGCUCACCCCGCUGCAGCUCUCAGGGCAGCUCAACAGCCUGCCCUGCUCCAUGUCCUUCCGCCAAGAAGAGAGCACCAGCAUCAUCAGGCUCAUAGAGCAGGCCAGGCAUGCAACCUAUGGGAUCCGCAAGUGUUUCCUCUUCCUGCUGCAGUGCCAGCUGACCUUGGUUGUCAUUCAGUUCCUCUCCUGCCUGGUGCAGCUGCCCCCCAUCCUCAGUACCACAGACAUUGUGUGGCUCUCCUGUUUCUGCUACCCACUGCUCAGUAUCUCGCUCCUGGGCAAGCCUCCCCACAGCUCCAUCAUGACCAUGGCAACAGGAAAAAACUUGACUUCCAUUCCCAAGAAGACUCAGCACUAUUUCCUGCUCUGCUUCCUGCUGAAAUUCAGCCUGACCAUCUGCUCCUGCCUCAUCUGCUUUGGGUUCACCCUGCAUGAGUCCUGUAAAGGGGUGAACACGACCAGCCUCAACCUCACAGUCUGCUCCUCCAUCAUGCUGCACAGUAAUGCUUAUGGUGCUCCUGACUGGUUUGGGACAUUUUCCAAUGCUCUCCUGGUAGCCCAGAAGCUCACAGCUGGCCUGAUUGUUUUACACACAGUGUUCAUAUCCAUCACCCAUGUCCAUCGCACCAAGCCCCUGUGGAAGAAGAGCCCCCUCUCCAACCGCUGGUGGACGCUCACUGUGGCUGUUGUAGUGCUGGGGCAAGUGGCACAGACUGUGCUGGACCUGAAACUCUGGGAAAACCUCAACUCUUCUUUGACCUUUAACCACGUCUCCAUCUCUCCAGUCGCAUGGCUCCUGGGUUUUCUUUCCUUGGUCCUUGUGGUUAUCAUCAAUGAGAUUGUCAAGCUGCAUGAAAUCAGGGUCCGUGUCCGUUACCAAAAGAGGCAGAAGUUGCAGUUUGAAACCAAAUUGGGGAUGAAUUCUCCAUUUUAAAAGCACCCAGCUCAAGUUCUCUGGAGCCAGGGCCAAACAGCCACUGGGAGAGUGGCUGCACCAAAGGCUCAGGGAAUUUUCCAUCACACAUGCAAACCAGACAGCCUCCUGGCAAAACUACAUCUGCACCUUCCCGGGGCCCCAGGCAGGGAUCCCCCCACAGGUAUGCAGCCCCUUCCCAGCCUACCAGGUACCCUCACAGGAAUCUGCCAGCUCUGAUGCCUGUUCAGGCUGCUCUUCCUUUAUUUAUUUAUUACUGGAGGUAUUUGUUAGUAUCAUGGUGAUGCUAAAAUGAAGCAGCUCCUUUCCUCUUUGUGAACAGAUGGG
Messenger RNA from Lonchura striata (white-rumped munia), 4609 nucleotides. RefSeq names its product transmembrane protein 94 (gene TMEM94). The record is from RefSeq and is a predicted model, not a curated record. NCBI's taxonomy places the organism in Eukaryota, Metazoa, Chordata, Aves, Passeriformes, Estrildidae.